UUCCUCUUCCUCUUUCUUUCUUUCUUUCCUUCCUGUCUGCCUGCCUGCCUGCCUGCCUGCCUGCCUGCCUGCCUGCCUUCCGUCCUGCCGUUCGAGUUUUCCAGGUAAAUCUAUGCCUUCAUCCUACACUAUACAAAGACUUUGACUUAUUUUUCCUAUGAUUUUUGGGAAUAAAGGAUUAAUAGAACUCGAAGGCUUGGCAUUUCGAAAAAAGUUUAUUCUAUCCUUCGAGGAAGAAUUUCGUUUUAUAUUCAAUGGAAUAAGCAAAGAGAAAGUGGAAUAGAGAAAGGAAAGAAUGUUGGAAAUAUUAUAAUCGCAUAAGUGCAUUUUUCAAGUAGGGUGCAUGUGCGCAUAAGUGUUACCGUCAUAAGAAAAAAGGUGUCGUGGUUUACGAGACGGAAAGAAGAAAAUUGAUUAAUCAAAAUGCACACGUUGUUCGGGGAACAAAAUGCUUAUUAUCGUCACGCGAGCGCUGUACCCGUUGGUAUGGGCACUGCAUCCUAUCCAGGUGUGGGCGUGGGUGUGGGCGCUGCUCCAGGUUAUUACGAGCAAUAUCGAUACAGUGGAUAUGCGACGGCUGCUGGUUAUCCCGUGUCCGGAAUAACGCAGCAACACAUUCACCAUCCGGGUAAGGACAUGGUGAAACCCCCUUAUUCGUACAUCGCUCUAAUCGCAAUGGCAAUUCAAAAUGCUCCGGACAAGAAGAUCACUCUGAACGGUAUUUAUCAGUUCAUAAUGGAACGUUUUCCGUACUAUCGCGAGAACAAACAGGGCUGGCAAAACUCGAUUAGACACAAUCUCAGUUUAAACGAGUGUUUCGUCAAAGUGCCGCGCGACGAUAAGAAACCAGGCAAGGGUAGUUACUGGUCGCUCGAUCCGGACAGUUACAACAUGUUCGACAACGGUUCUUACUUACGUCGCCGGAGGAGAUUUAAAAAAAAAGAUGCUCUGAAAGAGAAGGAGGAAGCGUUAAAGAGGCAGGGUCUCCUGACGGAGAAACGAGGACUGCAAUCGCAACAGGAGGACGUAAAGUCGAGCAACGGCGGCGGUGGUGGUGGUGGUGGUGGUGGUAUCGUAAACCUCGCGCCAUCGAUAGAAACGACAACGACGACGGCGGCGGCGGCGGGUAAUACGACCGGGUUGUGCAAACCAAAGAGAGAACCGGUGAACGAUCAUUGCAUGGCCGUGCAUAGCAAGUAUGGUCUGCUCCAUAGCCCGAUACAGCAAGACACCAAGACUACGGUUACAGGCGUGGUCGUGGCAAACGUGCCAUCUCACCAGAGCCAGAGCGUCAUUCAAACGGCUCUCGGAAGCCAGGUUCAUCAGGGUCAUCACCAAGUACAUCAAGAAACAGGGAUUCCGGAUGUCUCGAUGGUUGGCCUAGAUCCCGGCGCGUUUAGCGUCGACGCACUCAUGACGACGCGAGAAAACGCUCUGAUGAACAACCGCGUCGACCAAAGCACCGGUGGCGGCGGUGGCGGCGGUCAACAUCCGCAUGCUCACGCUCACACCCAUGGCCACGCUGCUCAUGGUCACGCUCACGCUCUGCAACACUCGCACCCGCACGCCCACUCGUCCGCGUGCACCACGACGACCAGCACGACCGCCGCGGUUGCCGCCAUGAUGGCGAGCACCGGAUACGCCCCUCACGGUAGCGCCGUCGCCAGAGGAAAUUCCUCGCCACCCGGGACCGGCAUGUACGUACCUUAUUGCGCGCCUACGCCCGGCUACAUCAUGGACCACUCCGAUUACAACUCCAGAAAUCACGGGAACGCUGCAGCCGCGGCGGCCGCCGCGGCCGCUGCGGCCGCCCACACCCAGUGGUAUCAGGAAGCCGCUAGUCCCGAUGCUGCCCCCAUUUAUCAGGACACUCAAUCGCCGAGCUGUCAACUUUACAGGCCCCACCAGCGAGGCCUUGAAGAACAUCAGAACGAAUAUGAUCCUGGCCUGGUUUACGUCAAGCAAGAGUGGAUACCAAUGACGGAGGAACUCGCCAAAGAUUGGAACUGAAGGGGAGAUUUAAAUAAUCCUCCUGAAAAGAGUUCGGUAAAAUGAUACUUAUUCCGUCUCGUUAUAAUAUAUUACAUUCUUAUCUUUCCGCGUAGUUCUUUGUAAAAAGCAACCUCUCUCCUCUCGAAAAAUAUGCAUUUUAUCAACGAACAGGUGGUCCGAGAAGAAAAUUCUCGAUCGUUCGAGGAUCAUUUUCACAUAAAUGUAUUUGUAUAUAAGUACCUUUAUUCCACGAUUCGUAUUGAAAUCAUUUUCUUUCGAAAGUAUCGACACGCGGGAUAUGGUAUUCUUAUUCAAAAGCUUAUAAAAGAGAAAGAGAGAGAAAGUGCUUGCGUGGAAGAUUCGGUAGAAGAAAAACGGUGCUCGUAAACUCGGAACUCACCUGAGCAAACAUUCGUCAUUCGGUAGGCACGCUGUCGCUGACCUAGGACAAUUGUUUCAUCGAAAAGGCGUCUUGUUUUUUUCCACAAGCAAAUUCAAUGCAAAGCUUUUUCAGCAACUGUGCAAACGUUCCUUGCAAAAAUUCCCGACCGACGGAGGAAAAAUAUUGGCGUGGCUCUGUUUGCCCUAUGUCUGCUUACUUCCGACAAAAGUUUAAAAAACCUUGUCUCGUUGCAUCGAAUCUUUCUAAUCCGCGGAAAUAUUUCCCAUUCGAUUGAUCGUUGUUUAACUUUCAAUGGAAAGUUAUCAAUAUCGAUUUACUGAUAAUAUAUUAUAAUAGAAUAUCGAUACUUUAUAAAUCUUAUUUCAUAAUAAGGUUUAUUUAAAUUCGA
Polistes canadensis is the source of this 2783-nucleotide messenger RNA. It is a transcript of the gene croc, whose product is annotated as fork head domain-containing protein crocodile. The record is from RefSeq and is a predicted model, not a curated record. The coding region runs from base 424 to 2010 and encodes 528 amino acids. The transcript is spliced from 3 exons. Gene Ontology annotation, biological process: cell differentiation; regulation of transcription by RNA polymerase II; anatomical structure morphogenesis. Gene Ontology annotation, molecular function: RNA polymerase II cis-regulatory region sequence-specific DNA binding; DNA-binding transcription factor activity, RNA polymerase II-specific. Lineage: Eukaryota; Metazoa; Arthropoda; Insecta; Hymenoptera; Vespidae.